Molecule: messenger RNA, 1167 nt
Organism: Cyphellophora europaea CBS 101466
Lineage: Eukaryota; Fungi; Ascomycota; Eurotiomycetes; Chaetothyriales; Cyphellophoraceae
Exons: 4
Coding region: 1-1167 (388 amino acids)
Source: RefSeq, a predicted model, not a curated record
AUGCCCAGUCCGCUAGAGCCACUCGCGAAUCCUCCGAGCCUUCUAGGGUAUCACAGACAGCUUGCUCCUUCUGCCGGGGUUAAGGUCAGCCCUCUUUGCUUGGGAGGCAUGAGCCUCGGCACUCGAUGGGCGGAUUUCGUUGGUGAAUGCGAUGAAAAGGCUUCCUUCGAGAUUCUUGACUAUUUCUACAGCCAAGGCGGCAAUUUCAUAGACACAGCAAGUAACUAUCAAGCCGGUGACUCGGAACGCAUCAUCGGCAAAUGGAUGAAGGAGCGAAGGCUCCGCGACGAGAUUGUGCUGGCCACCAAGUAUUGCGCGCCAUGGCGAUACGAUGAAGGCCGUAAUAUUGUACAAUCCAACUUCGGUGGGAUGAACGCCAAAGCGCUGAAGCACUCACUGGAAGAUUCGCUCGAAAAGCUGCAGACGAGCUUUAUUGACGUGCUCUAUGUGCACCACUGGGACCAUGCUGCUGGUAUCCCGGAAGUGAUGCAAGCCCUCAACGAUAUGGUGGCUCGGGGCAAGGUCUUGUAUCUGGGUAUCAGCAACACACCGGCUUGGAUCGUUGCGAAGGCCAACGAAUACGCCAAGACACACCAGCUGCGACAGUUCGUGAUCUACCAAGGACUUUGGAAUGCAGCCAAGCGGGACUUCGAGCGUGAUAUCAUCCCUCUGGCCAGAAUGGAUGGCAUGGCGCUCGCUCCCUGGGGCGUGCUCGGUCAAGGCACGUUCAAGACCAAGGCUCAAAGGGAGGCAACCAAUGGUAAGAUGCGUCAGGCGAUGAUCGCCUCUGCCGCAGACCAAGAGAUGGUGAUUGAGAAACUCGAGAAGAUCGCUGAGCGCGAAAGCGUCUCCAUGCAAGCCAUUGCAUUGGCAUACGUCUUCCAUAAGAGCCCUUACGUCUUCCCAAUAGUUGGGUCAACGAAGAUCGAACAGAUCAAGGGCAACAUUGAGGCACUGGGCAUUCGCCUGUCACGAGAAGACCUGGAUGAGGUUGAUAUGGCGACAGGGAAACCUUUCGACCUGGGCUGGCCUAACAAUGUCUUCACACUGCCGUCAAAGCGGGAUGUCUCAGGAUCUGUCAUGGCGAAGGAUUUGUUCGCCAACACACUUCACUGGAACGGCGACGAAGUGCCUUUCGCUCAGCCAAUACAGCAUGGGCAGCACUGA